Molecule: messenger RNA, 5636 nt
Organism: Mus musculus (house mouse)
Lineage: Eukaryota; Metazoa; Chordata; Mammalia; Rodentia; Muridae
Gene: Slc36a4
Product: solute carrier family 36 (proton/amino acid symporter), member 4
Exons: 11
Coding region: 172-1626 (484 amino acids)
Biological process (GO): proline transmembrane transport
Cellular component (GO): lysosomal membrane
Source: RefSeq, a predicted model, not a curated record
CACUAGGGUGGCGGGAUGGCGGGAUGGCGGGGUGACGGCGUAUGCAGAGACUCCAGGCAGAGGCUGGUGGGUCCCAGGACCCUGGCUGGCGUGAGUUCCUCUAGGACCAGCACAGAACAGUGGUCCCCAGGCCUGGCGGGGCCUUGCAGGUCGCUGCACCGAGUGUGAGAUAUGGACGUGAUGAGGCCCUUAAUAAACGAGCAGAAUUUCGAUGGGUCGUCCGACGAGGAGCAGGAACAGACGCUUGUGCCCAUACAGAAGCACUACCAGCUCGAUGGGCAGCACGGGAUUUCGUUCCUGCAGACCUUGGUGCAUCUUCUCAAGGGGAACAUCGGGACUGGCCUUUUAGGGCUCCCCUUGGCUAUAAAGAACGCGGGCAUCGUGCUUGGACCAAUCAGCCUUGUGUUUAUAGGAAUUAUUUCCGUCCACUGUAUGCACAUAUUGGUACGUUGCAGUCACUUUCUAUGUCAGAGGUUUAAGAAGUCAACAUUGGGGUACAGUGACACCGUGAGUUUUGCCAUGGAGGCUAGUCCGUGGAGUUGCCUUCAGCGACAGGCAGCAUGGGGGCGGAGCGUGGUCGACUUCUUUCUGGUGAUAACACAGCUGGGAUUCUGCAGCGUCUACAUUGUCUUCUUAGCUGAGAAUGUGAAACAGGUUCAUGAAGGAUUCCUGGGGAGCACGCCGAUUGUUUCAAAUGGCUCGGACCUGUCUCAUGCCUGUGAGAGAAGAAGUGUGGACCUCAGGGUCUAUAUGCUCUGCUUUCUCCCACUUAUAAUUCUCUUGGUCUUCAUUCGCGAGCUGAAGAAUCUCUUUGUACUUUCAUUCCUUGCCAACAUUUCCAUGGCUGCCAGUCUUGUGAUAAUUUACCAGUAUGUUGUUAGGAACAUGCCAGAUCCCCACAACCUUCCAAUAGUGGCCGGCUGGAAGAAAUACCCACUGUUUUUUGGCACUGCUGUGUUUGCUUUUGAAGGCAUAGGAGUGGUGCUACCACUGGAAAACCAAAUGAGAGAGUCCAAACGCUUCCCUCAGGCAUUGAACAUCGGCAUGGCCAUCGUCACCGUGCUGUACAUCAGCCUAGCCACUUUAGGCUACAUGUGUUUCCGUGACGAGAUCAAAGGCAGCAUUACACUGAAUCUUCCCCAGGACAUGUGGUUGUAUCAGUCAGUGAAAAUUCUGUAUUCCUUUGGCAUUUUUGUGACCUAUUCAAUUCAGUUCUAUGUCCCAGCAGAGAUCAUUAUCCCUGGAGUCACUGCUAGACUUCAUGCCAAAUGGAAGCGCAUUUGUGAAUUUGGGAUACGGUCCCUCUUGGUUAGUAUCACCUGUGCUGGGGCGAUUCUCAUUCCUCGCCUAGACAUUGUGAUCUCCUUCGUGGGGGCUGUGAGCAGCAGUACACUAGCCCUGAUCCUGCCCCCACUUGUGGAAAUCCUUACAUUUUCUAAGGACCACUACAACAUAUGGAUGAUCCUGAAAAACAUUUCCAUAGCGUUCACUGGAGUCGUGGGCUUCUUGUUGGGCACCUAUGUCACUGUUGAAGAAAUUAUUUAUCCGACUACGGCAGUUGUUGCUGGCACCUCCCAGAGUCCCUUUCUGAAUGUGAACUCUACAUGCAUAACAAGUGGUUUGUAAUCAUGGGAGAAGAGCGGUGAACCCUCUCCUGUCACCCCAAUUCUAACAGCAGUCAAGAACGACUACAGUGCUUCCCCAUACACUGAACAGUGCCAAACUCCUAGUUUUUGUUGGCAGAGUAUUGCAAUUUGACUGUGAACUGGACAUCUUUUGCAGCUAUGAUAAACUAUGGAAGAUUAUUGCUUUUAUCUAAUGACAAUGAAAAAUUGAAAAAAUUUAAAAUUCAAAAUGUAAACAAUAAGCACAGCCCAUUAUUGUGUUUCUUUAAGAAACACUUUGAGUAAGAGUUGUGUUUCUUACCACUAUUGAGAAGAUAAAGGAUUUCAACAUGGUAUAAAUUAAAUAGGCACAUGGUUUAAAAACCUCUUUGAAGCACCCCACAAUAGCAAAGUACACCUCCUGUGUAUGUGCACAGAGAUGCGUUGAUUGUGUUUUAUUCCAUGGGUGAUGCUGCUGACAAGCCCUGAAGGUACAGUAGACUCCAGCUGACCACCGUGCAAGCAUUAGAUAGUUCCCAGAGCCAGAAGCGCUCUAUUGUUCUGCUCUACAGAGCAUAGAGGAGCACUGGGAAGCACUGACAAGGUUCUGACUUCCUCUUUCAGCCGUAGGUGAAAGGGCCAGUGAGGACCUGGAACAUUGCUGCCCUAGCUGUGUCUUGUUAGGGUUUCUGUUGCUGUGAGAAAACACCACAACCAAAAGUAAUUAUGGAGGAGAGGGCUUCUGUUUACACUUCCACAUCACAAUCCAUCAUCAAGGGAAGUCAGGACAGGAACUCAAGGCAGGAACCUGGAGGCAGGAGCUGAUGCAGAGGCCAAGGAGGAGUGCUGCUUACUGGCUUGCUUCUUUCUCAUGGCUUGCUCAGCCUGCUUUCUUACAGCACACAGGGCAACCAGCCCAGGGGUGGUGCCGCCCACAGUGGGCAUAGCCCUCUCAGAGCAAUCAUCAAUCUGGAGGAUGCCCCACAGCCUCUCCUCUCUUCCAAAAUGACUCCAGAUUGUGUUAAGUUGACAUAAAUCUAGCCAGCAUGGUUACCAUUGUAGGAAAUGGAGUUCCAGAAGUGUUGGUGACUUAAGCUUGAGUCAAGAGAACCUGAUACUUGACCCAAUUCAGAGAUGGAAGAAAAAUGAUUUUUCAUGUCAUAGUCAGUAAUGAUAAAACACAUUCAGCUUAAUUUUAGUGUAAAGCUUAAUUAUAGUUUCAUCCUUUGGGAGUGUGUGUCUUAUGUCUGAAUAGUAUAUGUGACAUGAUAAAAAGCCAGAAAAGAAAUCCAAGAAACCUGCCUGGUGGCUCCAUAGAUCCCAAACAGGGAAAGAAGCUCACAGUCUUUUAUACAGCAGGAGACUGGCUUGCUGUAGGGUGUGCUGUAGGGCAGAGGUCACAGGAGGUGAGGCCCCUUAAACAGUAGGAGACUGCGGGCUGGCUGUGUAGUGUUCUAGUCACACGCUUCCUUGUCUCCUAGGUUUGCAGGCAUGAUAAAUACCUGGCAAAAUACAGAACUUUUGGAUUUCCUAGCCAUGUAGCAUUCCUUACUGCAGUCUUCCAUUAAUCUGAAUGGGCAGAGUAAAGGAACUGCCAAAUGAACGCUUAGGAAGAUGCAAAACAAUAGAGAACUGUCUAGUAAAUACUGGAGCACUUAGGCAUUGUCCAGAGAGAUGUGGCCUUCACCCUGUCUUCAAACACACUAGCCAAAGCAACCAGGCUCAUCUGAUGCUGAAGAGGAGAACUGGGGAGUUUGAAGGACUGAGCGGGGCCAUCUCCUGGACAUCUUUGCCCAUUGGCUCUAUACUGUGUUAGCUGGAAGAUGGUACCAAGCUUUCUGUGGAGUUCUGUAUUUUCUUUAUGUAAAUGUUAACUUAUUCAGGUGGGCUUUGCUUAUGUCGUUACUUUGCCUUCAGGUGUGGGCCUAUAAACAUAUCAGAAGCUUUAUUUUGCUAUGCAUUCAUAAGAACCAAAACUUUAUAACAUUUAUGUUAGAUAUUUCUAGUAAUUGUUUAUAUUAUUUUAUGUUAAAUUGUUACUUCAAGUCUUCAGUCUUAGGCAGUGAAUGAGGAUGUGAAGAAAGGAAUUUCAUUGGAAUUUGACUGUGAGAAAUGUACAGUGGCACAGGGUGAGUUACAAACUCCCCGCCCAGGAAGCAGCAUGUGGCUCUUUGUCAGCUGUGUUCACGGUGUGUUCUACUCGGCAUGCUCAGUUUAUUUUUGUGUUUUCACCUGUUCCUUGUGGAAUUCAAGUGCAGUGGGUUUUUAACUGGUGGGUCACUGCAGGGCUUUUUAAGUUCCACACACAGAGUGUGAGCAUCUUAUCAGCCCGGAUUUCUUAUGGAGGAAGGCUGCUGAAUCAACAGCUCAUAUGAAAGUCCCCAGGUUAUCAACACAAGAGGAGUCACAAUACAGAAAGGAAGAUAUGCUGGGAGAAGAGGAGAUAGUUUUAAUUUGUAGUGUGAGCCACUGUUUAUAUGCAAAGUAUAAAAGAAACACACACUUGUUUAAGGGUGUCUGAGGACGUAUUUACCAUUUGAUCAUUUUUCUCUGAUAUUUGGCUUUACAGAAUUCUAUCUUCUAAAGAUUUUUGGAGAAGAUAUGUUGACUCUAGCAGCUCUUCCUUUUGUUUGGGGACUUGGAGGGAGGGGAAGCAGGCACACAUGGCGAACUCGUGUUUGCUGGAUCACAUGGUGACUGCAGUGACCCCAGCAGUUACUUCCUGUCAUGGUGGGAACUGUCCCUGGAAGCUAGUCAGUUGCAUAGGUGCUAUUUUCUCUGUGAAGCAUUGAGAAGAAAGCUGUUGCUUACUCCCAAUGGCUCUCUGUUCCCUGAUGCUCCGAGGAAUGCAUUGGUGUCUGAGUCCACUCAAAACACUGUUCCCACAGGACUUUUUAACACAGGCUCUUUCCCUCCAUGUGUCCCCCUUUCUCCACAGUUGAAGAAGUCGGAGCUGGGAAGUUUUCAGGUUAGAUGUGCCAGUUAAUGUAAAGAAAGCUAUGUUUGUGGUGCUCCAGUACUUUCCUGUUCUGUUCUUUCUGACCUGUCACCAAAGCUGGCUCUGAGUCUUGUUAGAUGGUGUACUUAAAGUGUUCAUAAGCCAUUUAUGGCCGUGCGCUUGUGAAUUUCCUAUCAGGGUUUGAUCUUAUUUGGUAUAUGUGCAUUUGUGGUCCUAGAGAAUGCCAGCUUAAGUGCACAUCGAUACCCUUGCUAACUAGGUUUUACAUAGCUCACCAUUUCACUGUGGUGCCCACAGAUGCAGCACAUCUGUUACUGGCAGCAUACAUUAGGCCUUGUGUGCGACUCCUUUUUUUUUUUCAGUCAAGAUGGGAAAGAUACAGAACAGAGCCAGUGGAAAUAAUAAAUGCAGUUGUUUAUAUAACAUGAGUGGUUCAGCAGAUGUUAACUGUUGAGUGAUAAAACUGUUAUAAAGCAUCAAUAAUGUAAAAUUAUAAAAUGUUGGAAAUUGUGUUUAUUUGACUAGCUUGGCUCAGUUAUCUUCCCUUAGUUAAGAAAAUGUAAGGGAUUUAUCUAGUGCAGAUAACAGGAUUCUUCCGGUCAUUAAAUGGCUGCAUGUUACUGCCAUACAUGACUUUCUGCAUCUCGUUGGUUCUGACCUAGGCUAUAAAAGAAAUAUGCUUAAGAAAUGGCUAGGUCUAGAAUUUAUCGCCUAUCGAGUGAAAUGACAAAUCACCCAAUUAUUUGGAUUUCCUGUUAGAAUUGGCUCGUUCCUGUGUGCAUCCAUGCAUGUUACACCACAGGGACUCACAUCUGAAUCCGUUUCAACUACUCUACUCCAGAUAGGACCAGAUGGUGAUCACAUAGGAAAAUCCAUAUUCAUGACAUGAACAGUUCAGGCUAUAGAUUUUUGUUUUUCAAAAGUGAUUUUGUAAGCUUUAUUGAAAGUAAAGUUGUAUUGGAGUUGUAUCAUUUCUUAUAUUUAUUUUUCUUUGUAAACGAGUUUGAAAAUGCCUAAAAGUACUGUGACUUCUGAAUUGUCAAUAAAGUAUAAUUAUUUUGCUUGCUAAUAAA